Drosophila serrata is the source of this 2922-nucleotide messenger RNA. RefSeq lists its product as uncharacterized. The record is from RefSeq and is a predicted model, not a curated record. NCBI's taxonomy places the organism in Eukaryota, Metazoa, Arthropoda, Insecta, Diptera, Drosophilidae.
CAUACACACCUUCUGUUCCCUCGUUAACACCUUACAAACCUUAAUUUUUCAGCUGUUGCAGCUUUCAGCUUUCCAAUUUUCAAAGGUUUUGGUUACAUCUUUCAAUUCGGAAGUACGAAGAACCCCAAGUAAUACAAGCUUAGAAAUGAAUAUUAGCGUUCCCUUUCUGUUUGAUGUGGUCGUGACCCAUUUGGAGGUCUUCGGCGUAACAUUCAAGGAUCCGUUACAGGUUGCUGUGAAACUUAAGUUCAUGGGCAACGACUUAAGGCUGACCUCCAGCCGAGUGAACGUUAGCGGAUUUGUGGCCAAUCGGGAAUUUGAGUUCCUCUCGGAGCCGGAGGUGGUACGCAACAACCUAGAGCAGAUGGGUUUGGAGCUGGCUGUCAUCUAUCAGAGGUCAACUUUGGGCAAGGCGUCUGUGACCUUUCCAUCGGAUUUUCUGGGAAAAAUAAGCCCCGCCAUGAACGACCUGCUACGCGAAGAUACAGUGGAUCUAAUACGUCUCGAAGAUGUCGUGGGAUCGAUUAGCAUCCUUGUCCGACUAACCCUAAAAUGCGAAGGAGUCCCACAGAGCCAAGAUGGACAAGGGAAGGGAAGUCGUGUAAGUUGCUCCGGCCAAGGACCCACCAUCAAUCCGCAGGACAUGAUGUUCCUCAUCGGUGAUCCCGACCCUCUGCUGCAAAUUCCCACAGAUCCAUGCUCCGAGCUUGAAGCGGAAGAGGGCGACGUGCGCCUCAGUCUGGACCUGAAGCGCUACCGAGAUCACAAUCAUCGCGUCACCUUCCCAAAGGAUGACCCCUGCCCCAAGCAGAAACCUUCAUUCAGCCGCCUGAAAAGGCUCACCAAGGAGUACUCCCAGAUUAUAGAUUCGGUGGCCGAGAGGGUAAAGAACAUGGAUUGCUGCACAGGCGGCUUAACCAUACCGACACUGACAACUUCUACCAGAUACCCGGUGGGUGAGCGCUGGAUUCCAGUCCCACUCAGAUCGGAGCCUGAGGAUCUGUCCGGAGUUAAACCCAUUCGCUACUGUCCCGUCUGCCUGUAUUCGAUGUCCUGGCUGCCGAAGUACAUGCCCUGUCCCCGCUGCAAUACGAAGACGCGUCCCGUGUUACCCUGCCAGGAUCCGAAGGAACAACUAACGGCGAUGCAGAUCGUAGCCGAGCAGCUGGUGAGGUCGAGUGGGCCGCAGGGAGGCGACAAACUCUGCUUGGGUCCAUGCAUUUCGAGUCACCAAGUGGGCCAAAACCGGGACAGCGAGGGAGACGAGUGCCCACCCUGUCAAUGCACCUGCACCGCGCACAAAAUAUGUGCCCACUGUCGCGUCCGUAAAAUGUGCGAGGACAUCUACAAGAGCCCUCCGGUGCCAAAGCCGCCCCCAAGAGUACCUAAGCCCGGCCCUGACGAGGACUUCUGCGUGAUACAAGAGUCGCAGGACGAUGAGCUUCCCUACCUCUCAAGGGUCUUCCAUGAGAUGAAGAACCUGUACGAGCUGCAUGACUUCAAGAAGCUCUCGGCUCUGGAGCUGCGCUGCCGGUCCCAGACUUUGCUGCCGAGGCGCUCCAUCAAGGAGCUGACCGAUACGCUACACCAAGGAGGCAGGCCGCAGUCCCUGACAGAAGAUCGUCAAAAAGCAGGCCACAAGGAAUGCCUGCCACCCGGAAACGCGGUGUCCCGACGACAUGGCUGGAGCUGGACCAACUCAGCUGAGGCCCGCACCAAAGGGUGGCGGCCGGGAGCCAUCCUGCGAUCCUCUGGCCACGUCAUGCGCUACUUCCUGGCGUACAGAGAUCAAAAUCUACCAACGCACCGAAAGAUAAUUUGCGAUGAAGAUCGGCGCCACAGGAUGGCUAAGCCCGUGCUGAAUGUAUGCAAACGGAAUGGCGAGAUUUUUGUCACUUUGCGUCCCCUGGCCACCAUGGGUAAGAGUCAGAAGCCGAUCAUCUUCAAAAUCGUGAAGAGCCACCUAGCGGUGGCUCUGCGCCAGAUUAGGCGUGCUCUCAAGGAUAAGGGCUUUGAGAAGUGCACCUGCCACAAGUCCCUCAUGCUCUGCACCUGUCGCGACGCCCUCGAGAAGUUCGAGCUGAACAAGGCGCUCCGGAGGGAGUGCCGGCGUCGGCUCAUGGAACCCUGCCCGGAGCACCUUGUACUCACCGACACCAGUGUCAGCGACCUGGAGUUCGAUCUGAAUGUGACUCCGCCGGCGGAUACUCGCUGGCCCAGGGAGUCAAUUUGCAAUACGGUGAACCACGGCACGCAGACCGAGAUACGCGGAUGGGAGCUGCCACCCACAAAUCCUGUGUCAGAUAAUCCCUACUACAAGGCAUUUGAUUGUGCAGUCGGGGAUCGCUACAUGGGCACGUCUUUCGGCUUGCCUGAAGAGGAAGUCUUCGAAGACGGCGUUUUCGGGUUGAGGGGAGGCGGCCCUCACGGUCCAAAUCCUAUGCCCUGCGGUCGAACUAUGCCAACGAAUAUGUGGGGUACAGCAGAUGGUGCAGUUGCUGGAGGACGCGGACGUAGGCAAGUACCCAGUGGGCCUGGAACCGGUCCCUGGAUGGGCUUUCCAGGUAUGGCCGGCAGGGGAAAAGCUGCGAAAAGCGAUCCUAUUCCGGUGCGGUAUCCCAAACGAUUGCUGAAACCCGCCCAGGAUGCAGCCAAGGCGGCCAAACAGGCUGAAAUUGAUGCUGCGGAGAAGAAAAAGAAGGGCACCGACAUGCUUAAAUACCUACAGGCAAAGGGCACUUUGGUGCGGCCAUGGAACCCUACAGAAGGCAAGGACCUACGGCCAAGGCCUCCCAAGCGCACUAAGAGACAAUCAGAAUGUCUUACCCUGUAACCCUGCAAAUGUAAUAAUUGAGUUCAUUUGAAAGACACGUGAAAUAAAGAACAAGGUAAUUAACAAUAAAGAAUCGUAUUGAAAAUCUA